Clunio marinus is the source of this 228-nucleotide messenger RNA. Lineage: Eukaryota; Metazoa; Arthropoda; Insecta; Diptera; Chironomidae. The record is from the annotation of a GenBank genome assembly.
AUGUUGACGAUGUUUAAAACUUCUGUUGGGAUGCGACCUCAACAGCGACAUCUCAAAGAGUUGCUUCUUGAUGUUGUUGGGAGAGAAGGAAAAACUGGGUCAUUGAGGCUAAAAGUUGUUGUAAACAGGCUCAAGGCGAGUGAAAAUUAUUUGACUACUUCAAAAGAAGAAAAACCUAACCGAACGCAAUAUGCCAGACAAACUAAUCGACAUUCUGGGAUAUUUUAA